Messenger RNA from Ogataea haglerorum, 846 nucleotides. RefSeq lists its product as uncharacterized. Bases 1 to 846 code for a protein of 281 amino acids. Lineage: Eukaryota; Fungi; Ascomycota; Pichiomycetes; Pichiales; Pichiaceae. The transcript has a single exon. The record is from RefSeq and is a predicted model, not a curated record.
AUGAAAUAUCGCAGCGACGAGAAAAAAGAUUCUGCCGAAUCUGUGCUGCAAGACCCUCACGCCCUUGAAAGGCGCCGAAACAGGUUCCUAAAGGACCAGGAUCAAAUCAGAGGCUCAAAAAAUGCAGAGUUCGGCCUGAUUAGUCGAGGGGAGGACCUCCGGUUGCAGCAGAGCGAAUCUGCUCGAAAAGAUCUCUUGACAAAAAUCCAGUCCAACAUCAGAUCCAACGCCAAAGCAGAUUCAGUUCUCAUGGACUUUCGCAAACUGAGGGAAAGCCUUCUUUCCCAGCCGCACACAGAAUUCGCAAAAGACGUGUUUGUGAGUUCGAUCCGUUAUUCUGCAUCAAUAGGCCAUCAUCAGUCAUACGUCCCCAGCAUAGUGCAUCUAAUGGAAGCCGAGAAAAAAAACCAGCUUAUGUCCAGCACUGAAAAAGAACAGGUUCUGUUGAUUCUAGCGCUACACAAGGCCCACUACAACGGCGAGUUCGAGUCGGUGUUUGAGUUACUUCUGCAGAACUUUGACAUCUCACUGGACUUUGGAAAGCCUGCUUCGUGCGUCCCCGAAGCCGCGUUCUUUGCAACUUACGCCCUCAUGAUCAAAGACUUUUAUCUCUGGACGCGCCAAUAUAGCUACUUAUCGAAGAACGCUUGCUAUAAGUCGGUAAUGGAUCUUAGACUUAAAGCAUUCAGACAGACGGAAGUUGACACGCUGCGUCGAUCAUACUUUAUGCUUAGAAAGGAAGUGCUUUUGGGCUUUCUCAAUACGUCGUGGGAGGAAUUGUGCAAAGAGCACAGUGUUGAGUGGACGCUGGACAACGACACGGUCACAAUCCGUCGCAGGAAAUAG